ACCAAAAGAAACACAAAAGUUCUCUUCACACUUCAACAAUAAGACUAUACAGCUGAGAAACAGAAGACCAACAUUUGAACAAGAACCUAGUACAAUAUUAUGGAGAAGGAAAACAAGCUAAAAGCAGAGACUUCAUUGGAAAAUCCGAUGUUUUCACAACAGAUUCAAACUAGCUUUUCUUUACCAAACAUCUUUGAUAUGUUGUGUGAAACUGAAAAGGAUUCUUUAGGUUUUUUAGAUAACAUGUUUGGUGCUCAUCUUCUUGAUUUCAAUACUACUAUUCCUUCCAUUUUCGAUUUGCUUCAAACUCCACCACCUCAAUCACUGGCUAUUAUUCCAUCUCCAACUUCCACAUUUCAAGAAUCAUCAGAGUUGGUGAAUAAUCCGACGACCCCCAAUUCGUUGUCUAUUUCUUCAUCAUCAACUGAAGCUGCCGAGGAUGAUCAACAGAGCAAUACAGUAAAGCAACAAGAUGAAGAUGAAGACAAGUAUAAGAAACAGUUAAAACCUAAAAAGACGAACGUCCAAAAGAGGCAAAGAGAGCCAAGAUUUGCAUUCAUGACCAAGAGUGAAAUUGAUCAUUUGGAUGAUGGUUUUAGAUGGAGGAAAUACGGCCAAAAAGCUGUGAAAAGCAGCCCCUUUCCAAGGAGCUAUUAUCGUUGCACAACUAUUUCAUGUGGAGUGAAGAAGAGAGUGGAAAGGUCAGUCAAAGAUACUUCAAUAGUUAUUACAACUUAUGAAGGUACUCACACACAUCCGUGCCGCAUUACGCCGCCGCAGAGCAUUGGUGGCGCUCUGCCACGAACCACCACCUACUACGAUGGCGCCAUUGGUGGUGGUAAUAGUGGAGGCGGAGGAAUUUAUAGCAAUUCCCCUUUGUCUAUCCCACAACUUCAAUAUUAUCAAGAUCAGCAGCAACAACCCCUCCAUUAUUCCCCUACUACAACUUUACCUUUAAAUAACUUCAAUGUUGGUUAUUCAUCCUUAUUUUCAACUAAUUCACUCCAAGAAAGAAGGUACUCGCCCUACCCGUAUUCUUCCUCUUUGGCCGGAGACGACGGACUUCUUCAUGAUAUGGUGUCAUCACAGAUGAGAAGAGAUACUAAAGAAGAUUAGGAAAAGAGAGGGUUUCUUUUUAUAAUUCGCUUGCGCGGUUAAUCAAUUAGAAACUUUUCCAAAUAUUGUACGAGGACUAGUUUAGUUAGAUUAUAGUUAACCUUAAUUAGCAAGUUCAUAUAUAAACGGUGUUAUUCUUUCAUGUUGUAGAAUUCUUUCAUUGUACUUAAAUAGUUUAAUUCAAGGAUUUUGGACGUUCUUUA
Messenger RNA from Nicotiana attenuata, 1319 nucleotides. RefSeq names its product probable WRKY transcription factor 23. Gene Ontology annotation, biological process: regulation of DNA-templated transcription. Lineage: Eukaryota; Viridiplantae; Streptophyta; Magnoliopsida; Solanales; Solanaceae. Gene Ontology annotation, molecular function: sequence-specific DNA binding; DNA-binding transcription factor activity. The transcript has 3 exons. The record is from RefSeq and is a predicted model, not a curated record. Bases 100 to 1116 code for a protein of 338 amino acids.